Messenger RNA from Metarhizium album ARSEF 1941, 3213 nucleotides. Its product is annotated as Sec8 exocyst complex component specific domain protein. The record is from RefSeq and is a predicted model, not a curated record. Gene Ontology annotation, biological process: exocytosis; Golgi to plasma membrane transport. The transcript has 2 exons. Gene Ontology annotation, cellular component: exocyst. Bases 1 to 3213 code for a protein of 1070 amino acids. NCBI's taxonomy places the organism in Eukaryota, Fungi, Ascomycota, Sordariomycetes, Hypocreales, Clavicipitaceae.
AUGUCGUCAAAUCGAUACGCAGGGGGAGUCCCCAUGCGCAACGGCGGCGGAUAUGGAAACUUUGGCAGAGCACCAGACGCAUACGACUCUUAUAGCGACGGCCGACCGAACGACAGAAACGACCGGUAUGGUCCCCCGCUUGGACCAAGGGUACCGCCGCAAGCUCUGCGCAACAUGCCCUCACGAGCUCGCGUCCAGGAUACCAAUGCUGAGAGACAGAUCGCUCAAGUGCUAGAACACAUUAGGCGUGACUGGCCAUCCAUGUGCGAAAACGACUCCAUACCCGUCCAACUCGCGCUUCAGCUGCUCGACUCGAGCUCCGUCGGCCGCGCCCACGAGUAUCGCAAGUUCCAGGAGACGCACAUGUAUCUCCAGGACUCGCUGAAAAAUAUUGUCCACGAACACCAUCAGGGCUUCAACAGCUCGAUUGGCACUUUUCACAAGAUCCAAGGCAGCAUUCAAGCGUCUCAGAAACGUGUCCGAGACCUCAGGGAGUCGCUGGCGAGCUCCAAGGCUAGCUUGUGCUCCAGCGACCCGGAACUCAAGAAGCUUUCUCAGACGUCGACAGAGUACGACGAAUUACUACAAACACUGAACGAGUUGGACGAUUUGCGGGCCGUGCCUGAUCAACUAGAGGCUCGGAUAUCAGAAAAGAGAUUCUUGGGUGCUGUCGAAGUACUGCAAAAUGCAUUGCGCAAGCUUAGACGGCCAGAAUUGGAUGGCAUAGGGGCAUUGGGCGAUUUGAGAUUGUACCUCGCCAAUCAGGAAACUGCAUUGAUGGACAUUCUUGUAGAAGAGCUGCACGAGCACCUGUACCUCAAGUCGCCGUAUUGUCAGGACAGAUGGCAGAGCCUUGCCAAGGCGCAGGGGGCCUACGGCGAGAGAUAUGGGGACACGAACAGCAUCCAUCCUUUCCAUUCGGUCCUGAGUUCUAUGGAUCUGGAAAAAGCAGUCACCGAGGAUCCAACCAAAAAUCCCGAGGCCGACACUUUCAACUACAUCGGAUUGCUGGUUGAGUCGUUGAACAGGCUUGGUAGGUUGCAGAAUGCUGUGGAGACCCUGAAGCAGCGGCUGCCGGUUGAAUUGUUUGGAGUUGUCAACGAAACCAUCAACGAGGUGGAUCAGAGACACCCGAGCUCACUCCGUGGCACUGUUGGCAAGACAGACGGGGUGUUUGUUUACAACAGCCGCGAGACGCAGAUGCGAGCCGACGUCAUAUACGACCUGCUGUGGAAUUUGUACGGCAAGUUUGAGGCUAUUGGGGAGGGCCAGCGCGCAUUCCACGAGUUCGUCAAGGCUCUCAUCCGGCGCGAAGGGGCUGGAAAUAAUAGUGCCCUCUUGGGAAGCUUCAAGGAGCUUUGGAACCUGUAUCAAAACGAGAUUCGAUCCCUCUUGCACAAUUAUGUCACCACUGAUGCAGACAUUUACCAAUUCGACUCGCCAAAUCCGGGAGCCAACGCGAGUAGCAAGAAGGACGCCAUGAGGGAACACUUGUUCAAGUUUACAGAAACGGACACCAAAUCUGUUGACAUGGUGACGGAAUUUGAUGCGUUGGAGGGAAUCAUUCAGGCCACAGUCCCGGGACUCACAAGUGGCACGCGGAAGCACGGCUUCGAUUCCAAGAAGAACCGUGUGGCCGUGGAUGGCGGUCUCACGAGGCGAGAUACGGGUCAAGGACUGAUGGGAUCCAGCAAACAGUUGACUGGAUCUUACAAGUCGCUCGUCGAGCCGAGCGUCUUCAACAUGAGCUUGUUGCUUCCCCCGACCUUGACAUUCCUUCAACGGCUCAAGACUAUUGUUCCCCCAGGCUCUGACCUGGCCACUAGCACACUGACAACAUUCCUCGACAACUUCCUCGUCAACGUCUUCCAGCCUCAACUCGACGAGACGCUGAGCAAGCUCAGCGACACGGUGUUUAGAGAAGCAGAUUCCUUCUUGCAAGACCAAGCGUGGAAACAAGUGGCGCCACGGCCUAUAUUCAAGGGCGCCAUCCAGUUUUUCCAAGUUGUCACUGCAUUCUGCAAAAUGUUGGGCACGAUCCCGCCAGACCAAGCACUGAGCUCGCUCAUCGUCACGCAAAUGAAGCGCUACCACGAUCGAUGCUCUACCUGGUACAGGUCGCUCGUGACAAAGACGCAGGACCACGGCGAGGACGCAAACAACUUGAGGGCCUCGGCACGCUUCUCUGCCCAGCCCGGGCCGCUGCAGGAUAUCAUGAGGCAGGUAUUGGAUGCCGAGGAAUCGUCAUUGGCAGAGCUUCUGUCCAAGGAGAGUCAAGCGCUGAUUGAGCAAACCAACGCCUCGCCGCUUGAAAUGAACGACAUUAUCCAAGACAGAGACACCAUCUCGUCGCUGUGUCUCUUAUACACGAGCAUGAAGUGGCUGUCGGCCAGAAUCUCGAGCCUGCGGUACAUAACAGCCCACACCACAGAUUCUUCAAGACAAGCCGUGCCUCGACAAGCAAAGCGACGAUGGACCUUGAUGAACGACCACGGAAAAGCUGCUUCGGACCAAGCUCGCGUCCAGCUACCUCUUACCCAAGAAACAGUGCAAACAUUCGACGACAUCGUCUCCUCAUACCAAGAUCUCGCCAAAACCGCCCUCCUCACUCUUCACGCAGAAGCGCGCACUCGCAUUGUCCACUCGCUGCACAAUGCCCUCUCCCCUUCGCUGGCACCAUACCUCCUCGAGCAAGAGGUCCGCGAGCCAGACCCGCCCAUCCUCUCUCUCAACCUCGAACUGGUGCUUUUCGACGAAACCAUUGUCCGGUACCUGCGCGACAAGGAAGUCGCCUUCAUCCGCACGGGCCUCGGCCUCCUCAUCAACAACUACCUCGUGUCCAACGCGAGGCUGGCAUCGCCCAUGAACGCAAUGGGCUGUGGGCGAAUGCAGCUCAACAUCUUGGUGCUGCAACAGAACCUGAAAAACGUCGAGGAAGGAGUCGACCUGGCAAGGGCAGCGAACUACUUUGCCCUGUUUGACGGGGGACCCGACGCGGUUGUAGAAAAGGCAAGGGAGGCCAAGGACAGGGAGGCCGGCAGCGGCGCCGACGACGACGACGACGACGACGCCGAGUCGUUCACCUUGGACGAGCUCAAGGCGCUGCUGGAGCUGUGCUUCAGCGAGGGCUUGAGCAACAGGGAGAGAGGCAUUGCGAGCGCCGCCAAGAGGCAGCUGGAUGACAAGAUGCUCGAGCUAGGCGAACACGUGUAG